Messenger RNA from Lates calcarifer (barramundi perch), 2003 nucleotides. RefSeq names its product PRA1 family protein 3. The record is from RefSeq and is a predicted model, not a curated record. Gene Ontology annotation, cellular component: membrane. The transcript is spliced from 3 exons. Lineage: Eukaryota; Metazoa; Chordata; Actinopteri; Centropomidae. The coding region runs from base 117 to 692 and encodes 191 amino acids. Gene Ontology annotation, biological process: negative regulation of transport.
GGUUUGACUCCUGUUCUCGAAGCUCAGACGGUGAUCAGCUGAUCUGUCAAAAUAUUACGCAGCCCGUGUGGGUAUGUUUGUGUUUGUGUCCCGUCUCUUAACUACACGUUGAAGACAUGGCAGCCAAGAUGGAGCUUGCACCUCUCAGACCGUGGGAUGAUUUCUUCCCCGGAACCGACCGUUUUGCCAAACCAGAAUUCGGAGAUUUAACGAAGUGGAACAACAGAGUGAUCAGUAAUUUACUGUACUACCAGACGAAUUAUUUCGCCGUGGCUGUGGUGGUUUUCAUCAUUGUGGGGUUCCUGAACCCAUUUGGCAUGUUUCUGGGAGGAACUGUGGUGACUCUGGUCUUCGUGGGUUCAGUGUGGGCAGGAGAGAACAAGGCCACCAUCAAGAACUUCAAAAGGAAGAACCCCACCCUGUUUGUCAUUGGGGUUAUGGUCACCAGCUACUUUCUCCUGUCGCUGUGUGGUGGUGUCAUGGUAUUCAUCUUUGGAAUCACCUUCCCAUUGCUGUUGAUCCUGAUCCAUGCCUCUCUGAGACUGCGCAACAUGAAGAACAGACUGGAGAACAAGAUUGAAGGUGUUGGGCUGAAGAAGACCCCCAUGGGCGUCAUCAUGGACCUCCUGGAUCAGCAGGAGGAGAAAAUUAACAAGAUUCAGGAUUUUAUUGAAAGCAAACUGAAGGAGUAAGGCUGUAGCCAAGAGUGUGCCAAGGGAAGUAAGUGUCAUACAGUAUGAAUUAGAUUUUCACAGUGUUAUCCCCAUGUGUCAGAUUUUUAUCCCCCUAUACAAGUUACAGAAGGUUACAUUCCCAUGAUUUUUAUCCAUUUACUUUAUGCUCUUACACAUUUGUAUUGAUUUACAUGAUCUAAAGUGAACAGUUGGUUACUUACAACAAGACUAUAACAAGCACAGUCACUAUGUAGACUGGAUGUUGAGAGGCAAUGGGCACUAAAGAUUACCAAAGGUUUAAGCAUUCCCCUGUCAAAAAGUGUUCCCGAAACAAAUAACUUCCCCUGUUAACAACACACUUUGUUCUGCAUGAUGACUGAGUAUUUAUUUCAGUAAAAUAAAGCUCAGUGUCUCAACACAAUGCCGUUAUUAAAUACCAGUUAUAUUUAUUUCAAAAAAGAGAUCAGAUCCUUUCAGUUUGCUACCUCAAAACAAGCAUGUUGAAUUUUCUUCUCACAGAGUAGACCCAACCCCGAGUGAACUGUUAACUGCUUAAUAAACAGCAAUAACUCUCAUCUUGUUACUUCAGGCUUGUAUGAAUACUGACCUGAGACCUUCUAGUGUAGACAUGGUUGUAUGGCCUGACUAAUAAUCGUGGAGUUUAGAUUUUUCUGUUGCCAAAAGAUUUGUGCAUACAGUUCCUGACCAUACAGGCUGGCCUGAGUGUAUCCCCUCUGACCACAGCUAUGCAAUGUUGAAAAAUGAAUGGCAAGUGCAGCUUUAUUGUUUGAAUAUUAUGCCAUGUUAUUUACAUGUUUGCUGUUAUUUUUGUGUGUCUUCAUUUUCAUAAUAUAGCAUGCAGAAAUGUAUAAAAUGGCUGCAGACGACAGAGUAUAUGACUUUGGCAAUGAGGCAAAAAUACUGCUUAAUUGAAAUUUUAACUUUAAAACACCACCGUUCACUUAUCACUGGUAAAAACUGGACUAGAGACAUAUUAUGCUAUUAUGCUAUUUUCCCAUCAAAUCCCAUUUCCUUGUUAAAAAAAAGUUAAAUUAAAUCUGUUAUCUGUAAUGUUAAGUGUUUAUUUUAUACUUACACUCCUAAUAGUAAAAGCUGUUGUUUCCUGUUAUUCUUCACACCUUGACUGCAGUUUGUGCAUGCUGACUUCACAAAUGGCAGUUCAGAGAGAUUGUCUGUUACAUGGAUGCUAUAUUAUAUAUUAUCUAUGUUUUUAUGUGACUUUUUCAUUCUUGAAAAGUGAUGAUGAAAUCACAGAACUGGGCGUAAAACAUGGCUGUCCUCUAUAAAAAAUAAAGAGAACCUGACUUA